UGGCGCGUCUCCAGUCAAGAUGAAUUUUGGUUCCAAAAGCAAGAAGCGGAUGGUGCUGCCAUCCAGACCGGAUCCGCCGACCGUGGAGCAGAUCAUGGAGGACGUGAACCGAGCCUGUCCUAGUGAUCCGGUGUUCACCGUUUCACACGAUUCUGCCGAAGAUCUGAAAGCCAAUUCCAAUAGCAGUGAAGUGGAGAAGAGAUACCUGCAGAGCAGACGCUACAUAGAGCUACAUGAGCGAUUGCAAGAGGAACGCGGCAGUCUCACGCGGCGGAGAGACGAGCUGCAAUGCGGCCGGGAGUCUCUAGAGCACAGUGUGAUGGAGGUCAAGAGGCGCUCUGUGACAACUCGCUCUGUAGCUUUUGAAUUUGAGAUUUGCUCAUUCUGCUGA
Molecule: messenger RNA, 391 nt
Organism: Puntigrus tetrazona (Sumatra barb)
Lineage: Eukaryota; Metazoa; Chordata; Actinopteri; Cypriniformes; Cyprinidae
Product: UPF0449 protein C19orf25 homolog
Exons: 2
Coding region: 20-391 (123 amino acids)
Source: RefSeq, a predicted model, not a curated record